This is a messenger RNA of Callorhinchus milii (elephant shark), 817 nucleotides long. RefSeq names its product transmembrane p24 trafficking protein 10 (gene tmed10). The record is from RefSeq and is a predicted model, not a curated record. Bases 48 to 710 code for a protein of 220 amino acids. The transcript is spliced from 5 exons. Lineage: Eukaryota; Metazoa; Chordata; Chondrichthyes; Chimaeriformes; Callorhinchidae. Gene Ontology annotation, biological process: endoplasmic reticulum to Golgi vesicle-mediated transport; Golgi organization; intracellular protein transport. Gene Ontology annotation, cellular component: Golgi apparatus; endoplasmic reticulum; endoplasmic reticulum-Golgi intermediate compartment.
UGACACUGGCCGGAAGUGGAGGCAGCGCCACGUCUGUGUUGAUCGCGAUGGCCGCCGCCGUGUCCGCGUCCGCGUCGGUGUCUGUGUGGGUCCCGGUGGCGGCGGCGCUGCUGCUGCUCCUCCUGGGCCCCGCCCCGAGCCUCGGCGUCUCCUUCAGCCUCGCGCCCAACAACAGGAAGUGUCUCCGCGAAGAAAUCCACAAAGAUGUCUUAGUGACCGGAGACUAUCAAAUCAGUGACCAACCGGGACUGAGCGCCCACCUGAAGGUCACAGACUCAUCGGGUCACAUCCUGUAUUCGAAGGAAGACGCCACUAAAGGCAAGUUUGCCUUCACCACGGACGAUUACGACAUGUUUGAGAUCUGCUUCGAGAGCAAACUCCCCCCAGGCCAUUUCCGAGUCCCUGACCAGGUCGUGACCCUCAACACCAAACACGGGGUAGAGGCCAAGAGUUACGAGGAUAUCGCCAAAGCUGAGAAGCUGAAGCCGCUGGAGGUUGAGUUGCGACGCCUGGAGGAUCUCUCAGAAUCCAUCGUCAAUGACUUUGCCUACAUGAAGCAACGAGAGGAGGAAAUGAGAGAUACCAACGAGUCCACGAGUGCCAGAGUGCUGUAUUUCAGUAUCUUCUCUAUGUUCUGUCUGGUUGGCUUGGCCACCUGGCAGGUCUUUUACCUGAGGCGUUUCUUCAAGGCCAAGAAACUCAUCGAGUGAGAGCGACACCAGCGGGAGGUGGGGGAGGGGGGGCGGUGGAUAGGUAGGUUGCCAAUGCAAGAGGGGAGGAGGAAAUGGAGGAGAGGUGGGGAAGGGGAGGGAAGGAU